AAGGCCCAAAAUUAUUACCAUCUGGAAUUCUCCCUCUUCCCCGACGAGGCUGAACCAAUCAAGAUCGACUUGGCAGAUUUUGGGUUAGCUGUCAAAGUGUAUAUGGAGAGUGAAACCAAGGUGUUGGUGCCGUGGGAUGAUGGCGAGCGGAUGUGGGUGGCUUGGAAUCAGGAAGUGAACCUGCCGGUCACAAGAGACCUGCUGCUGAAGCUGAUGACCCACAUUGUGACACUGCAGGUUUGGGACCACAAGGAGAAAGUGUCCCCGAAGGCCAGGUUUGACCGGCCCAGGGGCUUCCGUGUUCUACGCCAAAAGGGAGGGGUCCGGCCCAAUGUGGACGAUAUGAUGAAGACCCUGGUGUUGUCACAGAAGAUGCUGUUUAAGAACGGCCAGCCUCGGGCCAGCUCCACGCUGCUCCGCAACAACGGGAAAAACAUUGGUGCGGUGGUGGGCAAGAUCAGCAACUCAGAAGAACUCAUCACUGUCGUGGUUACCUCGCUGGAUCAGAAGAUAAAGGAGAUCCCGAAGGAGAGCACCAGGAGCUUCCAAAAGGCCAUGUCCUUGUUACAAGAAAUAAACCCCAUCGACUCGAGCGACCCCAAAAGGCUGUCUUCCGGCAUCGAGCAGCAUGUCUCCUCCAAGACAGAUGGCCCGCGGCCAAUGAGCGAGAGGAAGCUGUGUCCGGAUCAGGAAUCCAAAGCGUCCUCGGCCGAAGAGAAGUUAAAGCUAUUGGUUCAGAAUGAAGAGAACAACUCCAUCUCUGACCUGACCAAGUGGAAGUACACUAACAAGAAGGGGAGCAUCAAAGUGACCUCCAAGGACAAGAAGAGAGAGAUCGACCUCCAUGUGGAGCCAGCGGCUGUUAUUAACCUGGAUAUUAAACCACUUGUUGCUGGGUCAAAUUCGGUCACAAACAAACUGGAGAAACCCUGUCAGACCAUCAUGGACGCUUACUUCACACUGUCCCUCAAGCAGUCACUCCUGUCAGAUAAGCUGCAGAAAGAGCUGAACCCCCUGGUUAUCCGUAUACUCUCCGUCACCUCAAUGCCAUCCACACCCAUUUCCAUCUCGGAUCUAGAGGACAGAUGUAAUCCUGUAACGUGUCAGUACCAAUUCAUGGACCUGCCAUGUCACCAGACGCUGGGCCGGGAGCACGGGACCAACGUCUACUUCAAUGACGUCAACGUGAUCCUUACAGGCACGGUGAACGCUGCCCGGCUACGGGAAUACCUGCUGGGGCCGGUGCUGGAGAUCGAGGUGCACGACCGGGACAGGAAGCUGCGGGAUCAGCUGCAGAUCCCCGCCCUGUUCGGGGCUGAGCCCGAGGACAGCAAACUGAGCAACGUGGGGCUGGUCAGCUGCAAGCGCACCCUCCACAACCCCUUCACCGACACCAACAACUCCUGGGACCCCUUCGGAGUGGCCAAGGUCAGCCUGACUGAGCUGCUGGAUGGCAAGAGGGUCCUGAACAUGACCAUCCCCAUCCAGGGCUGCCGCUCGCCAGACCCUUCGGGCUCCCAGCGGGACGGGCUGGGGGGCAGGAUCCUGGGGGUAGCGGGGGCCGUGGACGGGCCCCAGGACGUCCCCCUGCCCAUGGGCCAUUAUCUGGAGUCAAAUGCUCAGCUCAAGCUGAGGGUGGAGAUAGCUUACCCCCUGUCACGCUACCCGCAGGAGGAGACCAGAGACGAGCAGACCACGGACAUCGAGACUGUGAACAAGGAGAGUGUGGACGAGGAGACUGCUGACGUUGGGAUCUUGGUCAACACCAAUGUUAUGAUUGUAGAAACGCAGAGUGCAGACAAGGAGCUAUUGGACAUUGAGGCUGUGGACAAGGAGAUAGUGGACAAGGAGACUGUGGACAAGACGACUGUGGACAAGACGACUGUGGACAAGACGACUGUGGACAAGACGACUGUGGACAAGACGACUGUGGACAAGACGACUGUGGACAAGGAGACUGUGGACAAGGAGACUGUGGACAAGGAGACUGUGGACAAAGAGACUGUGGACAAGGAGGAGUUUGACGUUUUGGAUGAGAUGGCCUGCCCAUUUGGACGCAUCAUUUACAUUUUUGACUUCAGAAACCAGGGCUUCCUGCAGGAGCUGGUGUCUGAGAUCAAGGAGGUGAACGCGACAGGUCUGUGCCUCGAGUCACUGCCCAAGCGCGCCAGCCCCCUGCGUCGUCUCAACUCCCUCCAGAGGGACAGCUCCAGGCUGGACAUCCUCACCGGCUUCCAUGUGACGGACGACAACAUCCACCUCUUCGUGCUGGAGGGGCUGAGAGACGGGGGUGUCAGGAGGCUGUGGGAAAGGCUACCGGCCAGAAUCGAGGCUGCAGAGACAGGUCGACUUGACGUGAGGUACAGCUCAGACCUGAGCUUCCACAAUCGCCUGUACAUGGAGCUUGACCCGAGUAUCACCACCAUCCAUCUACACGAGUCCCUGCAGACCAUUACCAGGCAGCCACUGCUGUACGUCAGGGACAUGGUGCCUCAGGCCUGCUUCCACGGUAUCAUCAAGCUGUAUUCCCUCUGCUCCGUCCGGAAGUUACGGGACGCAGUGCACAACGACCUCUUCCCCACCGCGGAGAUGGUGACGCUGGUGAGCAGGGAGUUUGGGGUCCCGGCGUCCAGGGCCCACCUUAAGCGCGGUGGUCCACCCAAGGUCAUUCCAUACCCGUCGCCGGCCGACACAGCGAGCACCUGCCUGUCACACCCGCCGUGCCGACACCCGCUGGACUCACACAACAAAGCCUACGUCGAGAGGAAGAGAGAGCAAACUCUCCACAAGAACUUCACCGAGAUGAACAUGGAAGCGGUGCAGAGAGCCAGCAGGAGGUUGCAGAGGAAGAAGGGGGAGAUGGUCACUGUGUUCCCCACCGACGGCAAACAGGUCUACCCUUACUCCAUCCAGGCCCUGAACAGCAUCGAGCAGGCCAAGGCCCUGGUGCGGGCAGAGAUAGCCAAGGAUCCCAAGCAACACUUCACCUAUGGCCCGGAGUACAUGUCGGCGAAGGUGGAUCCCGUGGACGUGGAGAAGGAGUGGAAGCUGGAGAUGGAGAGAUCCAGAGCAGCCUGGCUUACCUUCCACGGCUUCCAAUACCCGGGCUUCAAGACCAGCCUCGAAUCCAACAGGCACCCGAUAUGGCUGAGCAGGAAUCGGAUAGAGGAGCUCAAAACCCCUUGGAACGAGAAUAACCUGCACAGGAACUUAGAGUCUCCGCUGUCACGAGGAGCGUGGAAAUGGCACAAUAGGAAACUCGACUUUGAUCUGUACUCACACCCGCCUUGCCCAGCCCUCCCCGUCUCCAACCACCUGACAGGAGAUGUGGCCAAAGCGGAGCAGUUGGAAGCUAUUCAGAAGUUCUAUGAUGAUUGGCGCUCCAAGCUGGUGGUGGACAACACGCGGGUGAGAUGCCACCGCUGUGGGGUUGGCACCGAGCAGCGCACACAGGGGCCCAAAGCCAGCAAUGACCUGGACAGGCUUAAGAGUCUGCGUAAGGACAAGCCGGCGAAAUACACCUUUAAGGUGCACGACACCCUGCUGAAGAGACCUCCCUCGUCGAAACUCCAGAGACAGAUCUCGUGUACGCCAGAGACUCAGCUGGAGAACAGGAGCGGGUUCGGCCCCGGCAAGCCCGAGGCACACAGCCUCGGCCGACACGCCAUCCCCAGGCACAACAUGGAGCACCGCAAGUACGCCGAGCUCAAAGGCCACGACUUCAACUUGCUCUGGAGACAGAAGUCCUACGUUUACCAGCCACGGCUCAAGCCACUGACCAAGGAGGAGCUCAGGACACAUCUCUUCACCUUCCGGGAGGUCACCCCCAGCCCGGCCGUGCUUCCUGCCAUGACCAGAGAGGGGCCGUGCUGGGCUCAGUGA
This is a messenger RNA of Callorhinchus milii (elephant shark), 3882 nucleotides long. RefSeq names its product cilia and flagella associated protein 92 (putative) (gene cfap92). NCBI's taxonomy places the organism in Eukaryota, Metazoa, Chordata, Chondrichthyes, Chimaeriformes, Callorhinchidae. The transcript has 16 exons. The record is from RefSeq and is a predicted model, not a curated record. The annotation marks the transcript as partial.